AUGGCUUCUCGUAUAUUUCGUUUUCUUGUGUUUCGACCAUAUGCAGCCAGCCUUUCUGUCGAUUUCCACUCGAUUUCUUGUCCCUUCCGUGUGAUGCGUUCCACUGUUUCGGAUCUUUCAAUGUCAAUGAUUCUACAUAAUCUUUGGUUUUCCUUUAUUCGUAACGCUCAGACCAUCAACGCCACUAAUACAGUCGCGAGUGCCAAUGUUGCUGCAGCUCCCGCUGCCAACGGGGUACCUAACCUCUAUCGUGAUCUUCAAUCAACCUUAGAUUUUCAGCUACAGUGCAAGGACAGCAACGAUAAUCAAGAGAGCACACAAACGAGUCGAUUAUCUGGUAUUAGGGUUUGCGGCGGGCCUGGAGCUGGAGCAGGCAGUGGAGCCAUAGCAAACUCUGGUCCUGGGGCCAGUUCCGUUUUGCCUGGUCAGGCCAGUUUACCAGGGAUCUCCUCUUAUGGCCUAGCCAAUUCGUCGCGUAGGCCUGGUGCCGUUUGCGGAGUCAACACAACUUCGACGGUCCAAAACACACUCCUGUACCGCAGCCGUUUCCAAACAACGGGGACAAACGCAGACCCUAUGACAACGACAAAUGCAACAGGGACAGCUAAGGACUCCGCUCGCCCACUUGCCACAUUGGAGGACCACCUUCUAUUGCUGGAAAUGCCGGCCUCCUGGACUCUACCUAUUAUUUUAACUCAGGAACAAUACCAGCGACGUUAUUCUGAUGCUGGCCACAAAGUUACAUACUUCAAGCGAGCCAAGUUGGAACGCUUUGCGGCAUAUUCCCAGCCUGGAGGGCUGGUUGAGCGGCUAACCUUGUUCCAUGAUAUUGAAUUAUCACAGCCACUUGAGGUGUGUUUCAUAGCUGAAUUGUAUCCUUAA
Messenger RNA from Protopolystoma xenopodis, 882 nucleotides. The record is from the annotation of a GenBank genome assembly. NCBI's taxonomy places the organism in Eukaryota, Metazoa, Platyhelminthes, Monogenea, Polystomatidea, Polystomatidae.